This is a messenger RNA of Nannospalax galili (Upper Galilee mountains blind mole rat), 573 nucleotides long. Its product is annotated as gastrokine-1. Gene Ontology annotation, biological process: regulation of cell population proliferation. Lineage: Eukaryota; Metazoa; Chordata; Mammalia; Rodentia; Spalacidae. The transcript has 6 exons. The record is from RefSeq and is a predicted model, not a curated record. The coding region runs from base 19 to 573 and encodes 184 amino acids.
UCUACCACACUUGAGGACAUGAAGUUCACAAUGAUCGUCGUUGGCCUGCUUGGGCUCUUCAUAGCUCCUGGUUUUGCUAACUAUAAUAACUACGUCAAUGAUGACCACAACGUGGCUGUAAGCGGGCAGCAGUCAGUGAGCAUCAACAACCAACACAACGUGGCCAAUGUGGAUAAUAACAACGGCUGGGACUCCUGGAAUGCCCUCUGGGACUAUGAAAAUAGCUUUGCCGCAACCAGACUGUUCUCCAAGAAGUCAUGCAUUGUGCACAAAAUGAACAGGGAUGUCAUGCCCUCCCUUCAAGACCUUGAUGUAUUAGUCAAGGAGGAAAAGGGUAAAGAGCCUGGAGGACCACCCCGCAAGGAGUUGACGUACUCCAUCAACCCUACCAAAGUGGAAGACCUGAAUCAGUUUGGAACAAAGAUUGCUGGCAUGUGCCAGGGGAUCCCAACCUAUGUGGCUGAGGAGGUUCCAGAACCAAACCAGCCUCUUUACUCAAAAAAGUGCUACACAGCCAACAUUCUCUGGAUUCUGAGGAUGUCCUUCUGUGGGACAUCAGUGGAAACAUUUUAG